Messenger RNA from Microplitis demolitor, 5364 nucleotides. It is a transcript of the gene sns, whose product is annotated as nephrin. The record is from RefSeq and is a predicted model, not a curated record. Gene Ontology annotation, molecular function: cell adhesion molecule binding. Gene Ontology annotation, biological process: cell-cell adhesion. Gene Ontology annotation, cellular component: cell-cell junction. The transcript is spliced from 18 exons. The coding region runs from base 237 to 4280 and encodes 1347 amino acids. NCBI's taxonomy places the organism in Eukaryota, Metazoa, Arthropoda, Insecta, Hymenoptera, Braconidae.
CCGUAUGAAAUUUUUUUUUAUUAUUGAGUUGCCUUGGAUAUGAGAGCAAGUUUUUGAAUAAAAAAAAAAAAACAAGAGAAAAAUUUUCGAAUUAGUUAUUUUGUUUUUAAGUGUUUUUUUUAAUUAAUUAAAACUCGUGCGGAUUUUGUGAUAAAGUUUUAAGUGGUUUAUUUAAUUUAAUCGUCAAAUGUCCUAAAAAAACUCGGGAAUAGAUUUAACAACGUUAAAUUGCAAUAAUGGAAGGCGUUAGAUCAAUUGCUGGUGAUAAAUCCCGGGACUCUGUCCACAUGAUGCUGAUGAUUAUCCUCGUGGGAUUUUUUAUAUCACCGAUUGUUAAAGGCGACACAAAUCAGCAGUAUUUCAAAGUAAGGCCUGUAAAUAGUUCUGUGCAAGAAGGAGGAAAAGUAAUGAUACCAUGUGUCGUUGGAAAACGAAUGGGAAUAGUACAGUGGGCUAAAGAUGGUUUUGCUUUCGUCAUCCAACCCGGUGGUAGUAUUGUUGGUUAUCCGAGACUUAAAUUGGAGGGUGAUCAAAAUUCAGGCGUUUAUAAUUUAACGAUACGUGAUGCCUCAUUGACGGAUGAUGGAGAGUAUCAGUGUCAAGUUGGUCCUUAUGGAAAAAUAAAAGCAAUUCGCGCCAAUGCUAACCUCGUUGUCAUAUCACCACCACAAAAGGUUGAAAUCAGCAACUACCCGAACCAGAACAAAAUUGAGCUGAAUGUCGGCGAGUCAAGGAGUCUGGAAUGCACAGUCAGCUACGCGAAGCCAGCUGCCACAAUUGUGUGGUAUCGCGGAAAUCAUGCGAUCACAGGAGGCGAUACCAACGUCACGCCAAUCUCGAUUGAAGACGAUAAAGAUGCACCGAAACCCGGCGAACCGAAGAAAAAACUUCAAAAAUAUGAUACACGUAGUUCGAUAACUAUUGUUCCAACUGUCGAAGAUGAUGGUACGGAUUAUGCUUGUGAAGCAAGACAUCCGGCUAUUCCUGUUGACAAGCCAAUGAGAGCUGUUGUUAAGCUUUCUGUUUUAUAUCCACCUGGUCCACCGUACAUUGAAGGAUAUACUGAGGGUGAAACAGUUCAACGAGGACAACGAGUUGAGCUAGUGUGUAAAUCACGUGGCGGUAAUCCACCAGCUCAGGUGGUAUGGUUCAGAAAUGACGAAGUAAAAAGCAACUUCUACCGUACUGACGAUAGAAUAUCCCAGAAUGUACUGACAUUCGAGGCGCAAUCUGAGGAUGACAAAGCACGAUAUCGCUGUGAAGUAUCUAAUGUCAUGAGUGUAACACCUCUCAAAGUUCACGUUGAUCUCAGUGUUCUCUUUCGUCCAGCUUCAGUAAUAAUAACCGGUCCAACGGAAGCUAAAGCAGAGGAAACAGUCACAAUUAUUUGUACAACUGAAAAUUCAAAUCCCCCAGCGGAAAUAAAAUGGACUGUUGGAGGUAGUGAGUUUAAUACAAAUAACUCACGAACUUUUUUAGCGCCCCAGGGUGGUUAUAUUACGACAUCAAAUAUAACAUUUAAUAUUAACCGUGAUGCUAAAAGCGUCGUUGUUAUUUGUCAUGCGACUAAUAAAAAACUUGCUGAUCAUACUAUGAAAGCACAUACCAUUAAUGUUAUAUAUCCGCCAGCAAGUUUAAUAAUUUCUGGUUACGAAGAAAAUACGGCUAUUGAUGCUGGUACUAUAUUAAAGUUACUUUGCGUUGCAACUGCUGGUAAUCCUCUUGCCAAUGUUACUUGGUAUAAAAAUGAUAAAGAGAUAAAAGGAACAGUUUACACAAGAGAUCACGCAGUAUCAAAUGAAUUAGAAAUUCUUAUAAACGCGUCAGAUAAUAAUGCGCACAUAAGAUGUGAUGCCGUUAAUUCGGCUACAACUAUUCCAAUGAGUAAAAAAUUUAUUUUAAAAGUUCACUUCCCACCGGCGCAAGUAAAAAUAACACGAGUACCCGAGGAAUUUAGUGCGGGUGCGGUAGGUAAAUUAAUAUGCGAAUCAAGCGCGAGUAAUCCACCCGCAGAAAUGUCAUGGUGGAAAUCAGGAAUAGCUGUUGAGGGAACUAAAAAUACAACACGUGUGGGACUUCACGGUGGAUUUGUAUCAACUGUCGAGCUUCAGCUACAAUUGACUGAGGAUAUGAAUGAAGAAGUAUACACUUGUCAAGCUCGUAAUGCUGAAAUGGAACGAACAACUCAUGACGCAACUGCACUUAAUGUUUUAUUUAAACCAAUAUUUACAUCAAUGGAUCCAAAUGAAUUAGUGGGAAUGGAAGGUGAGCCUUACGUAAUAUCUGUAACAGCAAAAGGCAAUCCAAGUAUGCUCAAUUUCACGUGGAUACGUGAUGGUUUGCCAUUGAGUCGUGACAGUUCACGAAUAAAAGCACGUGACUCGACAUUAAAUAUCACACGUUUACAUCGUAAUGACGCGGGUACUUAUAUAUGUCAAGCAACAAAUAAACAAGGAUCAUCAUUUUAUCAAUUAAAUUUAACUAUUCAAUACGCGGCUGAAAUCAAACGGACAUCCGAAUCCGGAGUAGUGUAUACGCCAGAUACGGAGGCUAAAUUAUUUUGCGAAUUGGAUGGCAGUCCCAUUGGUGAUGAAUAUGUAACGUGGUACAAAGUUGGCUCGAGUUCGGAACUAUCUAGUCGUUAUUCGACCUCCUUUGCAAACAAAACAUCCUUCCUGCAUAUCAGCAAUCCAAGUGAAGAAGACGUUGGAGAAUAUCGUUGCAAUGUUAACAAUGGAAUUGGAAAUGUCACAUCUAAACCUAUUCUAUUUAUCACUAAUUUUGAACCACAAAUUACUAAUAAUCAUUUAACAAGAAAAGCUGCUGCUAAUGUUGGGUCAGACGUUAAAUUAUACUGCCGAGCACGUGGAUCACCUUUACCUAAGUUUAUCUGGACAUUUAAUGAUAAAACAUUAUCUCCAAAUAUUACUACGGAUAAAUAUAAAAUUACACGUAAAGAGUUAUCAAAACUUGAGGCUCAAUCAACACUAUCAAUAGUACGUGUAACCCAACGUGAUUAUGGAAAAUACAAUUGUCGUGCAUUCAAUUCAAUGGGUCAAAUAACAGACGUCGUACAUCUCGAUGUAACUUCGCCGCCUGAUAAACCGACAGACCUUCAAGUGUCAAAUGUAACUCACGACAGUGUGACAUUGAUAUGGAAAAAAGGUUUCGAUGGUGGUCUACCAACUUCCUAUCGCAUUCGCUGGCGACAAGCGCUUGAUUAUCAGGACAAUUAUUAUUACCUUGACAUACCACCAGGACAAUACACCGCAACUAUCGGCGGACUAACUUUGGGAACUUACUACGUCUUUAGUAUAAUGGCGCGAAAUAUUAAAGGCGAGAGUCCAUUCUUACCUGAUCUUGUUAAAGUUCAAACUCUCCGACUCGAUAAAAGCCAUAGUCAGCAGGAUUUAUUGGAGAAAAGUGAUUUUCCGAUGAAUUAUAUCUAUACAGUUGCCGCAACCUCCAUCAUCUUUUUUAUUAUUAAUCUAUUCAUCAUGUUAUGGUACAUUGUACGAAAGAGAAAUAAGGCCCAUAUCAACAAAUCCCAAACAGCGGACAUGUAUGCACCUUCAACCGUGAAUGGAGACACGAUGACAGGGGAAUUGAGUUCAGUCUCGGACGAGAAGAGCGACGUUAAUUUCGACGCUAAUGAUUACGUGGAUGAGGGGAGAAAAACUGCAGCUAGUACAUAUUUAAUAGAUCAAAGUAUACAAGAUUUUAAUAAGGGCGGUUUGGAGAUGCAAGUACACCAUCAAGGUACUCUCGGUAGACGAAUCAAUCAUAUGCCGAGUGUGAUGCCAUUAGAUUCACCACCACAACGAACCACUGCCAGUGGGACACUCUCUGUUUCGAAAUCGAGUUACAUCGGGAAUCCCAGUCCAGCCCCACCCAGCGACGUAAAUUUCUACAGUGUGGAGAUGGACAGUGGCCGUUAUAUGGGUUAUGAAACGAACCCUAGCCCGGUCCCGGUGAUGAACGAACCCGGACCAGGCGCUUAUUAUCCGUCCCUUGGCAGCGGGCAUCACCACGUUGGUGCGUUACACACAGCAACGAAUACUGGGACACUGACGAGGAAUCGUACACUUCCACGUCCUGUACCCCCGCCCGACGUCACUGUAAUGACUGCAGGAACAAAAUCACCCCAACCCCCAUCAGUGCCGCCCCCGCCAAUUACAUUUGCACGUGCGGGCCCCAUCCCCGUACAUUCCCACGGACAUCCGUUGUCAACUUUCACCUCGACACCCAAUUACUCCGACAUUGAUGGACAUCUUGUCUGAGAUUCAUCCGUCGUCUCGGACCUCCGCAUCGGUUAUUAUCAUCAGCAUCACCAUCAUCAUCUUGCACCCUCACCGACGCCGAACUCCGAGACGCGAACGCACUCUGAACGGGUAACACGACUCUAACUUUUAUUUAAUAACAAUAACAACAACAACAACAACAACAACUAAAUAAACAGUGAACUUAACUAUAAUAUUAUUAAUAAGCUGAGUGAGUGUGACAUACUUUAAAAACAGUGCAACUAGUGUUAUGGAUAAUGGAUAUCAAUUUUCAUCAAUAGAAACAAUCUCUCAUAAAUAUAAUAAUUAAAUAUGUAUAUAUAAAGAUAAACCUCGAAUGGCUGAUACAAUGCGGCUCGAAUGAAUUUCUUAAAUUUAUUAACGUCCAUUUUUUUUACACGAAAAUACAAUCCACCUACAGUGUAAUAAUUUGUGACGUAUAAAGAAAUGCCGAGGACCCACUUACUAUUAUUAUUAGUUAGUAAAAACUAUUGACUAAAUUUAUUGACUUUACGGCUUGGAUUGUGUUGCAGCAAAUAAAAUUUCUUUCACUGCCGCACUUACAGUCAAUAUAUAUGUAUGUAUAUAUAUUUAAAUAUUAGUUACAGGGGUUUAUUUAAAAUGGUUUUACAAGGAUAUUUAUACUUUAUCCUCGACCUCUCAUCAAGUCUGAUAGUAUAAAUAAAUAUAUAUAUAUAUAUAUAUAUAUAUUUAUAUACGAAUGUCCUACAGUAAAUUAAUUACAUAUUGCUUUCCUCGGUACGUUCAUGUGCUUAUUCACCAACUGCCAGGAAACACAACAAAAAAAAACAUUUUUUUUUUCCAUAUUUUUUAAGUUUACGAUGUCGUUAAAUAAAAUUGAUAGUUACGUACAGAUGGAAUUAUUUUAAAAAUCUCUGCACGGUGAUAUUUUUUAUUUAAUUAUAGUUUUUUCCAUUUCAUAAAAGACAUUAGUUUUUAAAAACAGAAGUAAUUAAUUAGUUUAUUACUUUACAAUACGAUUAUAUAGUUUAUUAGUUUUUUAUUUUUUUUUCGUCAACAAGAGUGGGUACCAUUGGCUUAAAAAAAUUUAUUUAAUUAAUUU